Messenger RNA from Cyanistes caeruleus (blue tit), 1238 nucleotides. Lineage: Eukaryota; Metazoa; Chordata; Aves; Passeriformes; Paridae. The record is from RefSeq and is a predicted model, not a curated record.
AUGGCGCCGGGACAGGAGGUGACACCGCUGGGGACAGGAGGGGACAGGAGGUGGCACCGCUGGGGACAGGGGGAGGCCGCAAAGGCAGGAACGGGAGAGACGCGGGAAAUCGGGAAUUGUCGGGGAAUUGUCGGGAAUUUAUCCGGGAAUUAUUGGGAAUUUAUUCGGGAAUUGUCGGGAAUUUAUCCGGGAAUUUAUUCGGGAAUUGUUCGGGAAAUCGGGAAUUGUCGGGGGAUUGAUUCGGGAAUUGUCGGGAAUUUAUCCGGGAAUUAUUGGGAAUUUAUCCGGGAAUUGUCGGGAAUUUAUCCGGGAAUUUAUUCGGGAAUUGUUCGGGAAAUCGGGAAUUGUCGGGGGAUUUAUUCGGGAAUUGUCGGAAAUUAUUCGGGAAUUGUCGGGAAUUUAUCCGGGAAUUUAUCCGGGAAUUUAUUCGGGAAUUGUUCGGAAAAUCGGGAAUUAUCGGGGGAUUUAUUCGGGAAUUGUCGGGAAUUUAUCCGGGAAUUGUCGGGGAAUUUAUUCGGGAAUUGUCGGGAAUUUAUCCGGGAAUUUAUUCGGGAAUUGUUCGGGAAAUCGGGAAUUAUCGGGGGAUUUAUUCGGGAAUUGUCGGGAAUUUAUCCGGGAAAUCGGGAAUUGUCGGGGAAUUUAUUCCUGACGUUUUUCGGGGAUUACUCGGGAAAUUCAGGAAUUAUUCGGGAAUUUUUCGGGAGUUAUUCGUGAUUUUUUUUCGGGAAUUUAUCCGGGAAUUUAUUCGGGAAUUAAUUCGGGAAUUACUCGGGAAAUUCGGGAAUUCUUUGGGAAUUAUUCGGGAAUUACCCGGGAAUUAUUAGUGAUUUUUUUCGGGAAUUUUUUCGGGAAUUAUUCGGGAAAUCGGGAAUUGUCGGGGAAUUUAUUCCUGACAUUUUUCGGGAAUUCUUUGGGAAUUAUUCGUGAUUUUUUUCGGGAAUUUUUUCGGGAAUUGUUUGGGAAAUCGGGAAUUUAUUCGGGGAUUCUUUGGGAAUUACUCGGGAAUUAUUCAGGAGUUUAUUCGGGAAUUAUUUGGGAAUUAUUUGGGAACAAUUCGGGAAUUAUUCGGGAAUUGUUCGGGAAUGGGAACAACACAAGGGCGGGGCCGGGGAGGAACCGGAAAUUCGGGAAUUUGGGAAUUCGGGAACAACGCAAAGGGCGGGGCCGGGAAAUUCGGGGCCACGGAGCGACCUUGGAAUGUCGGGGAGGGGCCCGGGAAUUUGGGGAAUUAUCCGGGA